AUGCGUUCCGCCAUCGCCGUCCUGCCCUUCGUGGCCGCCGCGCUCGCGCAAGACUCCAGCAGCCAGGGCUACACUCUCAUUCCCGUGCUCAGCGGCAGUAUCACUGUCACCAGCACCUACAAGUACUCCAACCCCAACACCCAAUACCUCACCGAGACCGACUCGAAUGGCGUCGUGACCGGCAUGCCCGAACAGACCGCUGUGGCUGCUACGGCCGUCACUAGCCAGCCCGGUGCCGUCACCACUCAGCCCGGCGUUGUCACCACUCAGCCCGGCGCUGUCACCACCCAAGCCCCAGUCGCAACCAUCCCAGCAGGCUUGAGCGGACUGCACACCCUCACAUACAACGGUACCGCCGGCGUCACCUCCUUCACGAUCAACGGCAGCAACACGACUACCUCUGUCCUCGGCAACGCCCCUGGCCUCUCCACUGUCGUUAGCUCGUCUGGCGCCGCUAGUGGAAGCCAGACCACUGGCCGCGGCAACGGCAACGGCAAUGGCGGACGCCCACAGACCACCGGCGGCUCCGGCUCGCAGCAGUCUGGCUCUCCUUCCAGCUCUGCCUCCGCUAGCAGCUCGUCUGGCGCCGCUGCGAGCAACAUGCACCUCGCCUCCGGUGGCCUCGUCGGUCUUGCUGCUUUCUUCGCUGCUCUGUUGUAA
Messenger RNA from Saxophila tyrrhenica, 660 nucleotides. RefSeq lists its product as uncharacterized. The transcript is spliced from 2 exons. NCBI's taxonomy places the organism in Eukaryota, Fungi, Ascomycota, Dothideomycetes, Mycosphaerellales, Extremaceae. The record is from RefSeq and is a predicted model, not a curated record. The coding region runs from base 1 to 660 and encodes 219 amino acids.